AUGAAUCUUAAUCUUACACUUUUGUUUCUUAUGUUUAUGUUCGUUGUAGCUGUCUUCACUGCUGAAGUAGCCGAAGAUAUCGAAGAUGAAUCUCUUUCUAAACGUGAUCCUGAGGCAUACUACAAAAAAUACUAUCCAAAAUACUACAAACACAAAUACUACAAAUACAACUAA
Entrophospora candida is the source of this 174-nucleotide messenger RNA. The record is from the annotation of a GenBank genome assembly. NCBI's taxonomy places the organism in Eukaryota, Fungi, Glomeromycota, Glomeromycetes, Entrophosporales, Entrophosporaceae.